AUGACUAUCACACAAUCAAUGGAACCAUUUUCGAAUGUUCCACCUCCACCAGCACGUCCACAUAGAUUUUAUUCACGACAACAACUUAAGGAAUAUUUACAAAAGGUUCACGAGUACUAUUCGAUUGUUGGACGACCACGAUUUGGACGUUUAGCAACAGAUUUACCAGAUAUACAGAAGACGAAAGAAAAUGCAUCAUCCGAAUUACUCUUAGCAUUAUUCGACAAUAAUUUAGAACAAAUCUUUGACUAUCUUGAUAUGGAUAAGAAUGGAUACAUUACAAGAAGAGAAUUUAAUGAACGAUUAUUAAAGUAA
This is a messenger RNA of Didymodactylos carnosus, 315 nucleotides long. Lineage: Eukaryota; Metazoa; Rotifera; Eurotatoria; Philodinida; Philodinidae. The record is from the annotation of a GenBank genome assembly.